AUGUGUAAACAUACAAAAUCAAAGUUCUUAAUCAGCAUAUAAAACAUGAUAUUUGAAAAACAAGGCUAAAAAAUUCUCAAUUUCUUGUUUGUCUCUGAUGGCAUUAAUAAAGUCUAUCCUUAAGUAAAAGAUUAAAAAUUUAACAGAUUAAUAGCUUUGAUAAAAAUGAACAAUAAUAAUAUUAGAUUAAACUUGGACUUGAUGAAGUUUCUAGCAGCUAUCUAAUUUAAGACAUAACCUUAACCAGAGCAACAGGUUCAUGAUUUAUAAAAAAAUAAUCUUAAUAAAUCUCUUAAGCUGAAGUUUGUUAGAAGACAUAAAUCUUAAAAGCAGAAAGUCAUCCUAUUCGAUCAGUUCAAAAAAACAUAGGAAUGGUCUCGAGAAUUGAUAGAACAACUUUCUUUAGAUUUGAACCUCACUCCUACAUAAAUUUAUAAAUGGUACUAUGACAAGAUAAAUUAUAAGAGAAAGAAGAAAGACAAAAAAUAAUGUGGUAUAAAAUUCAUUCAUUAAGAAAGAGCAACGAUUUCUCUUGUUUAAAUUCUGCCAAAGGAUAUAUGA
Molecule: messenger RNA, 561 nt
Organism: Stylonychia lemnae
Lineage: Eukaryota; Ciliophora; Spirotrichea; Sporadotrichida; Oxytrichidae
Source: the annotation of a GenBank genome assembly